AUGUCGUCAUUCUUUGGAGGACUUGCGGGCGGGAAACAGAAAACGGUGAUCAAACCACGCAAAAACUUGCCUGAACACACGAAACAGUACCAACUGAAGAAAUAUGCAGACGCCACGCUUGGAUCGGGCAACUUGAGAGCCGCGGUGACGUUGCCGGAAGGAGAAGACCUGAACGAAUGGCUGGCCGUCAACACUCUGGAUUUCUACAACCAAAUUAACAUGCUCUAUGGCACGGUGACCGAGUUCUGUACGCCUACUGAAUGUCCCGUCAUGAGUGCUGGUAGUCGGUACGAAUAUCAUUGGCAUGACGGGAAGGAGUUCAAGAAAGCCACGAAGGUCUCUGCGCCGGAGUAUGUCGAAUACUUGAUGAAUUGGGUUCAAGGAUUCUUGGAUGAUGAGAAGAUCUUUCCAUCCAAAAUCGGACAAGAGUUUCCAAAGACAUUCAAGACAACAAUCCAGUCGAUCGUCCGACGAUUGUUCCGGGUCUAUGCGCACCUCUACAACCACCAUUUCGCGCAGAUCUGUGCGCUGGGGAUCGAGGCUCAUUUGAACACUUCUUACCGCCAUUUCUACUUCUUUAUCGACGAGUUUGAUUUGAUCAAGAAAGACGAGUUGAUCCCGUUAGCCGAAUUGAAUGCAAGCAUCAUCUCAGGCGAACUCAAUAGCCAACAGCAACAGCCCAAAUGA
This is a messenger RNA of Puccinia triticina, 687 nucleotides long. RefSeq lists its product as uncharacterized. Gene Ontology annotation, molecular function: protein kinase activator activity. Lineage: Eukaryota; Fungi; Basidiomycota; Pucciniomycetes; Pucciniales; Pucciniaceae. Gene Ontology annotation, cellular component: nucleus; cytoplasm. The record is from RefSeq and is a predicted model, not a curated record. Gene Ontology annotation, biological process: cell division; signal transduction; positive regulation of protein phosphorylation. The transcript is spliced from 9 exons. The coding region runs from base 1 to 687 and encodes 228 amino acids.